This is a messenger RNA of Camellia sinensis, 576 nucleotides long. The record is from RefSeq and is a predicted model, not a curated record. NCBI's taxonomy places the organism in Eukaryota, Viridiplantae, Streptophyta, Magnoliopsida, Ericales, Theaceae.
AUGGGGAAGCUGGUGCGUACAAUUGUGAUCCUUUUUUCAAUGGUCAUGGCCACGGCAGCAGUUCAUGGCAUAGCCGAAGAUCCAAAAGCGGUUGAAAAGUGGUUCGAGAAGCUAACCCAUUUAAAACAAAAGUUAACAAAGUUUCACUUCUACUACCACGACAUACUCAGCGGGAAGAACCCGACUUCCGUUCAAGUCGCUGGAUUCAACGUCUCCGCAAAAUCACCCUUUUUGUUUGGCCUAAUCAACAUGUUUGAUGAUAAAUUGACACUCGGGCCUAACAUCACUUCAAAACAGCUGGGUCGGGCUCAGGGGAUAUAUGGGGCGUCUUCGUUGGAGGAAGUAAGUAAUUUUAUAACCAUGAAUUUGGUUUUCACUGAUGAAAAAUAUAACGGCAGCACUCUGGCUCUUCUAGGCCGCGACCCAGUUUUUGAUCGGUAUCGUGAGAUGUCGAUCGUCGGUGGUACCGGUUUUUUCCGACUCGCACAAGGAAUCGCUACCGCGAGUACUUAUUCCUUCAAUGCAACCCCGAAUAGUGCUGUGCUUGAGUUCCAUGUUAUAGUUAUUCAUUACUAA